Molecule: messenger RNA, 993 nt
Organism: Aureobasidium pullulans EXF-150
Lineage: Eukaryota; Fungi; Ascomycota; Dothideomycetes; Dothideales; Saccotheciaceae
Exons: 1
Coding region: 288-881 (197 amino acids)
Source: RefSeq, a predicted model, not a curated record
CCACAUCACAAUCGGGAUCAGCUGGCCGUGCUUCGUCCGGACUGCGACAGAGAAACUCGACAAGACGACAGGCGCAACAGUCUCAGCUACAACAAUCUUACACAAGUGGCAGGGAUCAAGAUGGGAGACAAAUUUUCACUCUUGCUGGUCCUAGUUUACAAGAUGAUGACAACAAUGGCCGUACUCACAAUCAACACCAACCAUAUGUCGAACCUGGGUAUAUAGAGCUCAACCCUGCAUACGACCAACCUGGAAAUGUACGGCCAAUAUGAGGAUUGGCAGAUCCUAUGCCUCGUAUCAUCCGCAGAGGAAUGAAGCCGUCAGAUCAGGAGAUCCAAGCGGAUCGACCAAGGCCAGGAGACGAGGACGAGGAUGUUCUGCAGCCCACCGAUUCUCAGAUGGAGCAAGGCAUCGGGCCAAAGUUGAACCUGAACAAAAUUGACAAGAACAUUCAAGAUGCGACCAAAGAAAGAGAACGCAAAUACGCUCAGAAGUAUGGCAAGAAAUCGGAGCCACCCUCGGAGAUGAGCCAGGAGUCUCAAACACAGCCGUUUGGCCCUUUUCAGCACCUUGCACCUCCACAGGAAGCAGAUGAAGAAGGAGAGUUGGGAAUUCCAAGGCCACCGGUUAAUCCGCUCAAUCAUGAUCAGUACCAAGAUCAAGAUAACAAUGACGAGUAUGAUGAGAAAGGGGAUGAAGAGACAGAUGACGAAGACAUGAAAGUUACACAUGAUCGAGCUGUCAACGACCACGUGUCGACAAACAAGAUUCAGGAGGAGCAGCACAAUCAUCACACACUAUGGGCGGUCGCCAGGACCAAGCUACGUGAACCUCUUGCGGAAGUUCUUGCUGCAAGUCCGACCUCUCUCCCUAUGUGCUAAACCUUGUCACUUCGGCUCUCAAGCCGCGGCGAUGCGUAUCACUCCACCCAUUGAAAUGCACAAUGAUAUUGAGAAAGAGCACGUCGUCUACAGAGAGUGACAAUUUGACGUC